AUGGAUGCGUCGGCCAAAGCUCAAAUUCCCGUCGACGAUGAACUGGAUGAGGAAGAAGGCGAGGUCAUCGAUUCGGCUCCUCCUCUCCAACUCAGAGAAGAAAGAGCUCUCGGUGCUUCCGGCAUCAAGAAGAAGCUACUCAAACUCGGCUCUAGCUGGGAAACUCCUGAACUCGGUGGUGAAGUCUCAUCAAGCGGUUUUAGGUGUCAAAACAUUUUUUAG
This is a messenger RNA of Arabis nemorensis, 222 nucleotides long. NCBI's taxonomy places the organism in Eukaryota, Viridiplantae, Streptophyta, Magnoliopsida, Brassicales, Brassicaceae. The record is from the annotation of a GenBank genome assembly.